GGCAGAGAGGCUGGAAAGGGAGAGGAUAGAAAAGGCAAAGCUUCAGAAGGAGAAGGAAGAGAAGGAGCGCAUGGAACAGGAAGCCAAGGAGAAAGCUGAGAAAGAGAGGUUGGCUCAAGAGAGGGCAGAAAAAGAGAGACUUGAGAUGGAGAGACUUGCUAAAGAAAAUGCAGCUAGAGAAGAAAAGGAAAGACUCGAGCAAGAGAGGGCGGAGAGGGAAACGGCAGAGAGGGAGCAACAGGAGAAAGAAAGGCUAGACAGAGAGAAGGCUGAAAAGGAAAGGAUUGAGAGGGAACGCGUUGCAAAAGAAAGAGAGAGAGCAGAGCAGGAGAAGGCAGAGAGGGAAAGACUGGAAAGAGAGAGACUCGAGAAAGAAAGGAUUGCUAAGGAGAAGGUGGAGAAAGAAAGGCUGGAGAGGGAACAGAUUGCCAAGGAAAAGGAAAGUCUGGAGAGAGAACGGAUCGCCAAGGAAAAGGAAAGAGUGGAGAGGGAAAGGUUGGCCAAAGAGAAGGCAGAGAAAGAAAGACUGGAGAGAGAACGAAUUGCCAAGGAGAAGGCAGAGAAGGAAAGACUGGAGAGAGAACGGAUCGCCAAGGAAAAGGAAAGACUGGAGAGGGAACGGAUUGCCAAGGAAAAGGAAAGGCUGGAGAGGGAACGGAUUGCCAAAGAGAAGGCAGAGAAAGAAAGACUGGAGAGAGAACGAAUUGCCAAGGAAAAGGAAAGAGUGGAGAGGGAAAGGUUGGCCAAAGAGAAGGCAGAGAAAGAAAGACUGGAGAGAGAACGAAUUGCCAAGGAAAAGGAAAGACUGGAGAGGGAACGGAUUGCCAAGGAAAAGGCAGAGAAAGAAAGACUGGAGAGAGAACGGAUUGCCAAGGAAAAGGAAAGACUGGAGAGGGAACGGAUUGCCAAGGAGAAGGCAGAGAAAGAAAGACUGGAGAGAGAACGGAUUGCCAAGGAAAAGGAAAGACUGGAGAGGGAAUGGAUUGCCAAGGAGAAGGCAGAGAAAGAAAGACUGGAGAGAGAACGGAUUGCCAAGGAAAAGGAAAGACUGGAGAGGGAACGGAUUGCCAAGGAGAAGGCAGAGAAAGAAAGACUGGAGAGAGAAUGGAUUGCCAAGGAAAAGGAAAGGCUGGAGAGGGAACGAAUUGCCAUGGAAAAGGAAAGACUGGAGAGGGAACGGAUUGCCAAGGAAAAGGAAAGACUGGAGAGGGAACGGAUUGCCAAGGAAAAGGAAAGAGUGGAGCGGGGACGGCUGGCCAAAGAGAGGGAAAGACUGGAGAGAGAACGGAUUGCUAAGGAAAGAGAGAGAGUUUCGAGGGAACGAGCUGAAAAGGAGAGACAAGAACAACUGGGAAAACAGAGAGCGGAGAAAGAGAGGCUAGAGAGAGAGAACACCACUAAGGAAAGAGAGACACCUGCCAGGGAAAAGUUGGAGAAGGAGCGCUUAGCCAGGGAGAGGGCGAAAAUCGCACAGGACAAGGAGAGAUUGGAGAGAGAGAGAGUAGAAAAAGAAACGGCAGCGAGAAAAGAGGGGAAGAGGGUGGAGCGGGAACAACUGGCGAGGGUGGCGAAGGUGAAGCUAGAGCGUGAGGAGAAGAUGGAGGCGGAGCAGCUGACAAAGGAGAGAGAAGGAAAUGGCGUGAAGAGACGAGUGUUCCCGGAGAGGAAGCCAAACGCUUCGGCGGGAAGAGGUGAGAUAACUGAGAGGGUGACAGCGGUCAGGAGAGAGAAGAACAUCUUAGAAGAGAAGAAGAAAAUAUCUUAUGGAACAAAAUGAUGACCUUACAAAUUGUCAGGGCUCUGAUUGGUUGGCCUUCCCCCCCAUAUUCAGGAAACAGAUUUUGAAAAGCCCACCCUUCCCAAUGAGAUCCACAACUUUAAUUCAGACUUAUACUGGGACAGUCUGUUUUUUUUUUUGUUUUUUUUUUUAAUCAUUCUGCUGCAAAAGGGUUUAAAAAGCAUUUCCUGUCAUGUGUUCUGCUUCUGUUGAUCAGGACAUUACAGAGCGCCAUUACUCCCAUCUUCACUGUGAUAAAUAUAAAUACACAGCUGGAACUGUCGAGAAGUAGAAAUGGGCGUUUCAAGCAAAAAUACUAGAUAAAUAUCAUCGUCCCCCCUCAAAAAGCUUUCAGAGGUGACUUGAUGUUCAGGCAGUAGAAACAUGACUUCAGGGCUCUGAGGGGGCGACCAGAUAAAUUGAUUAAUUACAGAUGGAGCCACAGGUUCUUUGCUCCUAAAUUACUCUGUUAAUGCCACAAACCUGUGGAAGUGCAGGUGGGUUCUCAUAACAAAGACCUGGCUCUGCAACUUGUUUUUAUGAGUCUCUAUUUGAUGAUGAUGAUGAUGAUGUUUUUUUGUGUUUUUUCUCAUGUUCCUUAUACAGAGGAGGAGGAGAGCCAGUAUAGGGCGUUUGAUUGAAUGAAUUCAGUUUUGAGCUUUAGUUAUACAUAGUGAAUAUAAGUGCUGAAGGAUGCUGACCUGUUAAAACAACCUGUGAUAACCGAAUAAAGCAUCUCUGUGUCAUGAC
Archocentrus centrarchus (flier cichlid) is the source of this 2527-nucleotide messenger RNA. RefSeq lists its product as uncharacterized. The record is from RefSeq and is a predicted model, not a curated record. NCBI's taxonomy places the organism in Eukaryota, Metazoa, Chordata, Actinopteri, Cichliformes, Cichlidae. The transcript is spliced from 2 exons. The coding region runs from base 71 to 1777 and encodes 568 amino acids.